AUGACCGACAUUCUACCUUAUGAACUACCUGGCCAUGGAAUUAGUGGUCAAGAGGCCGUAUAUUUCGUCAACUACUUUAUAAUUGAAAGACUUCCGGAAGGUAUAUGGUUUAGAUACGCGGUCGAAAUAAAGAAAUCUGAAGGAAGUUCCAAUACGCAACGAGAGCCAAAGUAUCCGAAAACAGACAUCAAACGUAAAGUGUUUAAAGAGUUGGAAAAAAACGAAAGAAGUGCAUUGUUUCAAAACGUUUCAGGGUUUUUCGACAACGAAAAAACGUUAUACACGAAUAAACCACUCAAUAACGUCUUUAAUAGUUCGGUGCUGCUUAAUGAUGAUCAGGAUUUGAGUGGCAAGCCAAAUAAGUUUCUGGUGCAAAUUAAGUCUCAAGGACAACUCGAUCUCAACGAACUUCGUACUUGUAUGCAAACGGAAACUUUUAGUUGGGAUUUCUUCAAUAUGGAAAGUUUAAAAGCGCUUAAUGAUUUGAUGCAUAGUACCCCCUCCAACAAAUAUUUCCAAUUCAAAAAUAUAAUUUUGGAUCCGAAUGUUCACAAAUCGUUAGGUGGCGGUUUUGAGUUAAGGUCAUGUUUCUUCGAAAGUGUUCGUCCCGGGGAAGAAUCAUUCUUUGUAAAUGUAAACCAUACUCACACUGUAUUAUACGAGAAAAAAGAUUUGGUUACGUUCUUGUGUGAAUUUCUCGGCCGUUGUGAUUUGCCUCCAAUCUUUAAUGAAGUACAACAAAAAAAAAUCCACCAAGUCCUUACCGGAUUGAAAGUCAGACCAUUACAUCUACCAGAAAUCAAAACUCAACAACAGAUUCGGUGUAUUUUGACGGAAAAAACUAUAAAUGUAAAGGAAUUUAAAAAUAAAUACAAUAUCGAGCUUAAAUACCCUCAUGCGGUGGAAAUUCAGUCAAAGGAAAUUUGGCCACUUGAAUGCUGUGAAAUUAUUGAGGGACAACGUGUUUCGAAGAAAAAUCUUAAUGACGAUCAACUCGCAAAGAUUAUAUCCUUCUCCACCGCUCUUCCUAAAGCGAAUAUUGAAGCUAUCAUGAAACGAGGUAUCGGACAUAUGUUUGACUUCCCUAAUGAUCCAAAACUUAGGGAUUUCGGAGUAGUAGUCAACACUCAAAUGGCAGAGGUUCCCGGUCGAAUUUUGGUUACGCCGACUAUUAGUUAUCAUUCGUCUUCUGAGCACAGUGCAAAAUUCAUACCGGAUAAGGGAGUUUGGAAUCUUCGUGGACGAAAAUUCAUUACAAGUGGUGUUCCAUUGAAAUAUUGGCUUGUCUUGUGCUGUGUUCAAGAGAAAUACUUGCCUCGUCAGGCUGUCGAAAACUUCAUUGCUACUAUUCAAGGAACAUCGCGACCAGCACAUUACAUCGUAUUACACGAUGAAAAUACUUUCAACGUCGAUGCCCUUCAAAAUUUCACUUACAAACUCUGUUAUAACUAUCAACGUACGACACGAGCAGUUUCUAUUCCUUCUUCAGUAUACUAUGCACACUUGUCCGCCAAAUACGCACGCAAUCUUGUAACUCGGACGCGAAACGGUACUUAUGAACUUCGGCCAGUGCGUCCAUCGCUUGUAGAAUCUUUUCCAAUGCAUUUCAUAUGA
This is a messenger RNA of Ambispora leptoticha, 1614 nucleotides long. Lineage: Eukaryota; Fungi; Glomeromycota; Glomeromycetes; Archaeosporales; Ambisporaceae. The record is from the annotation of a GenBank genome assembly.